Molecule: messenger RNA, 935 nt
Organism: Emiliania huxleyi CCMP1516
Lineage: Eukaryota; Haptophyta; Isochrysidales; Noelaerhabdaceae
Exons: 7
Coding region: 27-935 (302 amino acids)
Molecular function (GO): glycosyltransferase activity
Source: RefSeq, a predicted model, not a curated record
CCACCGCUUCCUUCGAAGCCAACCCGAUGGCAGCUCCGGUACAUAUCGUGUUCACCAGCGAAUGCAACAACACGCAGUUCGACUGGUUCGCAGUUGGCGUCUUCGAGUCCUUCCGAGCAUCCGGCUUCCACGGAAACAUAACCCGACUUCUCGCGUGCAGCGCCGAGGCGCUCGCGUCGUACAAGGGCAUGUCGAUCGGCGAAGGCGUCGGCCGCACCUUUGUCCACCCAAACUACCGCCACAACCCGCUCAACGGCGACGUCUCGGCCUCGUACAAUAAGCCAGCCUCGGUGAUGCACUGGUCUUCCGAGGCGGACUUCACCGAGGAGUUUGUCCUCUUCAUCGACGCCGACAUGCUCCUCCUCAAGCCAAUCGACCCCGUCGCGAUGGGCGCAAAGCGCGGCACCGUCGUCUCGGAGCGAGUCUCCUACAUGAUCGGCACGUCGAACAAGCUGGCCGCGCAGUUCCUCCCGCCAGAGGCCGUGCCCAAGGCCAAGCCCGUGGGCUGGUAUCACAUCUUCCACCGCGACGACCUGCGCCAGAUUGCGCCGCGCUGGCUGCACUACUGCGGGCGCGUGCGCACCGAGCCGGGGCGGUACUGGCGCCUCAACGGGACGGGCGAAGACAUCCCGACGGGCGACGCAUAUGUGCAGCGCGGCCAGGCGCCGUGGAUCGCCGAGAUGUACGGCUACGCUUUCGGCGCCGCCGAGGUUGGGGUGGAGCACGAGGUCACGCGCGGCGUGGUGGCGUACCCGAGCGAGCUGAGCUUCGGCGAGCCUUACAUCGUGCACUACGGCAUCGACUUCAACAUCGGCUCCGACUACAACUGGAACAAGAUGCGCUUCAGGCGCGGCGCCGAGCUUGCGCCGCGCGAGGCGUGUCCGCCAGGCGCGCUCUCACGGCCGCGCGGGCUUCCCCUCCCCAGGCUGCGCUGA